CUGACAGGCUUUUUGCCAGCAACGCAUCUCUUCAGGAGGUGAUGAACCUAUAUAUCAAAGCCUGGUAGCAUAGAAGAUAGCUUUGGGCAAUCUCUUCCAAUAAAUCUGCUACAUUUUGUAUCAGCCGUCCAUGAUGCUUCGGCCCAUUUCACCCCCUACCACUGCGAGUUCCGGAUCGUUAGGAUCUGUAAAGCGUGGACCAAGACCUUACACAGCAUCGAGGACAGUUUCACGUAUGAGCGUCAGAGAGGAGGAAUAUGUUGAUCGAGCCGCUCCGGCAGUAGAAGAUGGAAGAGAAUACAUUAACCCCCCAAGUCGGCGAAUGUCUGCAGCUCAUCUGCCGGAUCUUCCACAUGUUGACUCGGAACAGCGAGAGUUUGACAAUCCCUCAUUUCAUGGAACACCAGACGACGGUGGCGCAGAAGCUCAAGGAAGUAAUAUGGACGGCGUUAUACAGAUGCUUUGUGAUUUUGAGAACGGAUUCCACCUUCUCCUUGACCGCAUCAAAGAGGACAUCCAUAGCACAAAGGAAGCUGUCUCAUUUCUGAAAAAACGAGCGACUAUAGAAGAAGAAUACGGGAAGAGCAUGAUUAAGCUUGCUCAAGGUGCUACAGCGGGUCGAUCAGAGGGAAAGGAAGGAUCAUUUGGUACCGCAUGGGGACAAUUUACCAAAGUUCAUGAACAAGUUGGUGAGAUCAGGGUCAAGUUUGCCGAGGUUAUAACGGAGGUUUCUGAAGAGCUUGCGGCGCUACAUAAGAAUACUGAGCGAAGUAGGAAGCAGUUAAAGGAGGCUGGGCAUCGACACUCUAAAACCGUUCAAGAGGCGGAAAUGGCUUUGGAGAAGGCAAAAACACGUUAUGAAGCAACAUCAGAAGAUUGGGAACGUGCCAUUCUUCACCGGGAGCAACAGCUAGAAAGAGAUGGCUUCAGUCGCUACGUAGGAGGAGCUGGAAGUGGCCUUCAUAAAAGUAUGUCAAACAAGAGUUUGUCAUCGAAGGGGUUGUCCAAUCCCAUGCAGCGAUGGAAAUCGCAAAAUCCCGCUAAGCUGCAAAAGAAUGAGGAUGAUGCCCGAGUUAAAGCAGCCAUAGCAAACGAGGCUUAUAAGACUCAGCUUCAGCAAACCAACACCAUCCGCAGUGCAUACUUUCAAAACCAUCUUCCCAGAUUCAUUCGAUUGCUCAAGGAAACCAACGACGAAUGCGAUCAAGGGUUACAGUAUCAUCUCGUCAAAUAUGCUCAAGAGUUGGAGUCAUCAUUAAUGAAAGAAGCUACGACACUGAGCCCGCUCGAGAGUGAGAAGCCUGGAAUAGUGAAGAUGGUGGAGAACAUCAACAAUGAGCGCGAUUUUGAAGACUAUGCAGCUGCAUAUGUGCAGAAUACAAAGCAAUUGCUGAAAUCAGAUCACCAAUAUACGCCGUAUUCCAUGUCUGCUGAGGCUAGUUCGAUAGUUCAAUCAAAGCCCUCUUUUGGAAUUGAUCUUGUUGCUCUAAUGGAGCGAGAUGGGGUCCCGGUACCUGCGGUUGUAACAAAAUGUAUCGACUGUGUGGAACAAUAUGGCAUGGGCGUGCAAGGGCUGUAUCGAAUGUCUGGUUCGACUGCGCAAGUUCAAAAGUUGCGAAUGCUACUGAAUAAAGAUCCUGACACAGUACGCAUGGAGGAAUGGACUUCAGAUAUCCAUAUCGUCACUAGUGCUUUGAAAUUGUAUUUCCGCGAACUUCCCGAUCCGCUGUUCCCCAGAGCCAUGUACAGACAACUAAUUGAGGCUGCCAAAAUAGAAGAUGAUCGUCUACGACUCAUAAACAUCCACGAACUGGUUAACCAACUUCAUGACGCUAAUUACGCAACGCUACAGGCACUCUCCGGACACCUAUGGCGCGUCUCCCUCAAUGAAUCUCAAAAUCGGAUGACUGCAGCUAACCUCUCCAUCGUCUGGGGCCCAACUGUCCUGGACUCUCCUGAUCCUUCUCCUGAUCCGAUGGAAAUUAAGUUACAGACACGCAUACUGGAAAUUGUCAUUGCAAACUAUGAGCAUAUCUUUGAUACGGACGCGGACAUUUGAGUUGCAAUAGGAUUGAUAGCUUUGUACAUUUUCUUGCAUGAAAUACUUAAUUUAUGAAAGCAUACACCUUGUGAAGACGGCCGAUUGAGGUUUGACAGUAGAGCUUCUGACCACUCAGAGAAAAACAUGUGCAACAUCUCCAAAUACAUGUAGAAAU
Spizellomyces punctatus DAOM BR117 is the source of this 2216-nucleotide messenger RNA. RefSeq lists its product as uncharacterized. Gene Ontology annotation, biological process: regulation of GTPase activity; signal transduction. The transcript is spliced from 12 exons. Gene Ontology annotation, cellular component: cytoplasm. The coding region runs from base 131 to 2059 and encodes 642 amino acids. The record is from RefSeq and is a predicted model, not a curated record. Lineage: Eukaryota; Fungi; Chytridiomycota; Chytridiomycetes; Spizellomycetales; Spizellomycetaceae.